AUGAUCGACUGCCGAGAAGUAUUAUUAGACUAUAGCCCCAGCGAAGACCCUACGGGAGCGGAGCUAACAAACCACAUGGGACUUGACGCUUCUGGAGCUCUGGCUACUGGCAGGGCUGUCGUCCGCAUCACGAUCACUUACGUGCACCAUUUCCAGGACCCUGCUCUGGAACAGGCCAUCAGGAGGGUCGUGCAGCAUUCAAUUCCCACCCUGCGCGAGAUCGCCAUCCGCGGGUACCCCACAUGGACCGGACGCGCCAGGGUAGGCGCCAUCCUCGGGGAGCUCGUGCCCCUCUCUGCCAAGCGCCACCGCGUGGCCCCGCGGCUCGCACGGGUACACCUGGUGGACGGAGCCACGGGCGUCGCGAAGGCCGGCAGGGCGGUGGCAGCCGGUCUGUGGCCGGCCCUGGAAGUGCUCACCUUCUCGCACUGCCGGGCGAACGCGGGCCACUUCCGCGACCUGGCGCGCGGGCUCCGCUCGGGGCUCGCCCCGAGGCUGCGGGUGCUAGGGUGGGACGACCAGUCCAGCGUCAGGGACGUCGCGGUCGAUGACGUCAUCCUCGGCGCGCUGUCCUGGGGGCAGUGCCCACUCGUGGAACGCCUCAGCUUCACGGGAAACCGUUUCUGCCCGGAGCACAGAAUCAGAUACCUGGAGGAGAUGUUGUGGGUCUGCCCUCGCUUGCGAGAGCUGCGCAUGGACUGCAGCCGCACGCCUCACCAUCAGCUGAGCGUCCUGGCGGGCGCCCUGGCAGGAGGGCACGUGCCACGGUUGGAGCGGCUUCUCGUUAGGGCAACGGCGCGCUACUACCGUGACAGCGACGUGGAGCUGCUGGCGCUGAAGCGGGCCGCGGCUUCGAGGAGCCCUCCCGUGGAGCUCGAGUUACAGAUCAAGACGCUACUGAAACAAUAA
Molecule: messenger RNA, 909 nt
Organism: Ectocarpus siliculosus
Lineage: Eukaryota; Phaeophyceae; Ectocarpales; Ectocarpaceae
Source: the annotation of a GenBank genome assembly